Messenger RNA from Spodoptera litura, 1599 nucleotides. RefSeq lists its product as uncharacterized. Gene Ontology annotation, biological process: regulation of RNA splicing. The record is from RefSeq and is a predicted model, not a curated record. NCBI's taxonomy places the organism in Eukaryota, Metazoa, Arthropoda, Insecta, Lepidoptera, Noctuidae. Gene Ontology annotation, molecular function: RNA binding; metal ion binding.
UACUCUGACUAGUCUAAUAAUAUAUUAAUCUGUGGUCUAUCCUAUAAAAUUAUUUAUUUACAGUCAACGUGCAGUCAACCAGUGUAGCGGCGGUGUGCGUGUGCACCUUUACUCAGAAUUUAAAAUUAAAUGUGAGAGUGGACGGUGGUGAUGUGAUCAUUGAUAUCUAAAGGCACAUCAUUGGCAAACCUUGAGGUGCUUAAAUAAUAUAGGAUCGGUAACAAUGAGAUAAACUUUUUACCCGCUCGUAGAGCUUCAAGUGGUAGUGUACAUAGAUAAUAUAUUUUUACAUCUAAUUUUACGGAAAUUGGAGCCAUUACGUUCAUGACUAACAACAACGAACAAAAUGGCCGCCAGCCUCCUUUACCGCCACAGACACAGACCUCAAACCGACAAACUUCAGAUCAACAAAGUCAGUUUAGAAAAUGUCGUGACUUUGUUUGGGGCAUAUGCACUAAAGGUGCACAGUGUAAAUUUCGACAUGAGUUAGAUGUAGAAUAUAUGAAAGAGAUUCUGAGGUUUUGUCACGAUUACCAAAACAAAACAGGCUGUAAUAGACCAGAUUGCACAUAUUUGCAUGCGAGUAGAGAAGAAGAAAACCUCUUUCUAACCACAGGCCAAAUACCUAGAGCCCUGGCGGAAAGAUAUGCAGCGAUGUCCAACGCACCGAUGAGCAUGUAUGUGAACGAGUAUUUAGCUCAACCACCACCGCCACCACCACCGCCUCCACCGCCGCCGCCGCCGCUCCCUAGUUCAGCGUUGCCACCUCUUCCAGCAUCUACAUUAUUGGCACCGCCACCGCCUCCACCACCUCCGCCGCCGCCAACGACAGCUGUUACACCUGUUCAGACGACACCACCCCUAUUUUCAGCUCCACCUUCCUUUACCAGUCCUGCAAUGUUCACUGCCACUCAGCCACCACCACCACUGCCACAUAUUUUCGACGCCAGUAGACCUCCUCCGCCAUUGCCAACUAAUGCAACUCCUAAUAAAAUUGGCGCCAUCAAACGAUCUGCCGAGCUUUCUGAUGAGGCCGGACCAAGCAAAACCAAGAAAGCGGACUGCGUCAAAGUUGACGGCCACUGCGAAAACUGUAUCCAGCGGGAACUCAGGGCUGAGCUGUACCGCCAGGAGUUGCAGAAGCUGGAAUGUGAACAUGAAUAUCAAUCAUACAUAUUCGAGAAGAAGUCUGCAGAAUAUGCCAAUGGCCGGUUGUUGCUGAAGUCUGCCGUGAGCUCAGAUUGGUUUCGUAUCCUGGACGAAUAUAUAGAGGAGUCUUCUGAACCGGCGCAAGCGCAAACACACGAUCUACUAAGCCAGUUCAACCAAGCGUCUUCAUUUACAACGUAAAGUUAGAAGUCCGGAUUAAAUAAUAGGGUACUUUUUAUCCCGGAAAAAAUGAUAUUCCCGAGGAAAAACAAAAGUAUUCGUAUAGAUGGCGGACAAUGGCGGUGUGUGCAUUGGUAUAUGUCACGUAGGCUACUUUUUAUCCUUUUGUGACGCGAGCGAAGCCGCGGGUAAAAGCUAGUAAAGUAAUAAAAGAAGUGGACGGCUUGUGCACUUUUUUUUAUCAUGCAAGGAAUUACAAUGAAACUAACA